Molecule: messenger RNA, 1032 nt
Organism: Fusarium venenatum
Lineage: Eukaryota; Fungi; Ascomycota; Sordariomycetes; Hypocreales; Nectriaceae
Source: RefSeq, a predicted model, not a curated record
AUGUCUCAGCAGUAUGCCAAAGAUCAGCCCGAGGGCUUUGUCAAUAAACUUGAACGAGUCGCCAUCAUUGGUGCCGGCGGAAGUGUUGGCAAGUAUCUGGCCAAGCACAUCAUUCAAGCCGGAAAUCACACAGUCACUGCAAUCACUCGCAAGGGAAGCACCAACACUGCUCCCGAAGGUGCCCGUGUCGUUACAGUCGACUAUGAAGAUGAGAGCUCCCUUGUCGAAGCUCUCAAGGGCCAGCAAUUCCUCGCCAUCUCCCUUUCCGUCCAAGCUGCUCCCGGUACCCAAGAGCGAAUCGUCCGCGCUGCUUCUACUGCGGGUGUACCUUGGAUCAUGCCCAAUGUCUACGGUAUCGACAUCACCAACAAGUCUCUCGCUGAUGAGAACAUGACUGGUGAGGGCGUCUACCCCGGCAUCAACGCCAUUGAAGAGGCAGGUGUUUCGUCCUGGAUCGCCAUGUGCUGCUCUUUCUGGUAUGAGUUCUCUGUCUGUCAGGGUCCUCAAUGGUAUGGGUUCGACUUUAGCAAUGGCCAGAAGAAAGUCACGUUCUACGACGACGGAAACACCCAGAUCAACACCUCAACCUGGGACCAGUGCGGUCGAGCGUUUGCUUCCCUUCUCAAUCUCAAGGUGAUUCCCGAUGAUGAGAACGACAAGUCCCCCACCAUUUCCCAAUGGCGAAACAAGCCUCUCUACAUCUCGAGUUUCCUCCUCUCUCAGCGACAGAUGCUUGACAGUCUCCAACGCGUGACUGGUACCACAGACAAGGAUUGGAUAAUUCAGUAUGAGGGUGCCAAGGAGCGAUGGCAGCGUGGUAUUGACAUGGUGAAGAGCGGUGACCGUUCUGGUUGGGCGCUCGCCAUGUACUCGCGAACAUUCUUUCCCAAUGGUGAUGGUAACUUUGAGGCUAAGCAUGGGCUUGCUAAUAAGGUCCUGGGACUACCUGAGGAGAAUGUAGAUGAGGCCAGCGCUAGGGCUCUCAAGAUGGCUGAAGAUAACUACAACUACUACAUGAACCGAACUCAUUAG